CAAUACCAACCAGUUUGCAAACAGGGUGGGUUGAGCGUUACCAAGGCUCGUACGACGUCAAGUAUAAAGGGAAUAUCAUGGUGCCCAAGUGGCCAUGAAUGUUUACGUUAAGAAAAGACAACGAGAAGACGGCUUGGUGACGAACUAGCUCAAGAAAUUACUUUUGAGCGCUGUUUUGUCACCACUUCCAUUGUAUUCACUCUAGGGUUUGGUAUGUGAAUGCCUCUUCACUGAUGAGACACUUUUACCAAUGGAAAAGGGGUUUCAGUUAGGAAACGUGGGCAUUUCUCUGGUGCUCCUGUUGUUGCUUCGAGCUCUGACUGGGACUUCUGCAACUCAAGCUUCCAUCGACAAGGACACAGAAACGGCGACCGACGAUGGAGUUACGGAGCGGGCCCUGGAAAGCGUUACCACCCCAGGAUAUGGGGACGUGACUGUUGAAGAUGACGAGAAUAGUGCGAAUGGAGAAACCGAGGAGGCACCUGGGGACAGCGAUGGAAGCUUCGACCACAAAAGGUCUUUGGUGAUCAUCAGUACUCUGGACGGCCGCAUCUCCGCUCUGGAUCCACACAAUCGGGGCCAAAAGCAGUGGGAUCUGGACGUGGGCUCCGGCUGUCUGGUCUCCUCCAGUCUCAGCAAACGAGAGGUGUUUAACAAGGUGAUGAUCCCGUCUCUGGACGGGGCGUUAUUCCAGUGGAAUCGCGAGCGGGAGACGAUGGAGGCCGUGCCCUUCACCGUGGAGUCUCUGCUGGACUCGUCCUACCGCUUUGGGGAUGACUCCGUGCUGGUGGGGGGCAAAUCGCUCACCACCUACGGCCUGGGAGCCUACUCUGGAAAGCUGCAGUACAUCUGCUCAGCCGUGGGCUGCAGUCGCUGGGCUGGAGAGGAGACUGAGCCUGAGGACGUGCUUCUCCUCCAGAGGACCCAGAAGACCGUCCGAGCCGUUCGGCCUCGCAGUGGCGUUGAGAUGUGGAACUUCAGCGUGGGAACCUUUGAGCUGAAAUUCAUUCCUGAAACCCAGUCUACCCUCAACUUCCUGGAGGCAGAGAUUCCCGUCGGAGACAGGCUGAGGGGCAAGCGCAAGCUGAUCGACGAGGCCGACACUCACAUACACACGGACACAGACACGGACCUGGUCAUCAAGGUGUCCGUGCCCGACUGGAAGGUCAUGGCCUUCAGCACCAAGCCCGGCGGUCAGCUGAUCUGGGAGCACCAGUUCUGCACUCCGAUCGCUUCCGCCUGGUUGGUUGGAGGGGGGAAGGUGACGCCCAUCAGCCUGUUUGAUGACACGGCCUACACCACGCAGAGUGACGAGGAGAGACAGGAGGAGGAUGACGACAUCAUGGAGAAGGCUCGCGAAGCCACGGAGAGCAGUGUUUACCUAGGUAUGUACCAGGGGCAACUCUACCUGCAGUCCUCUGUGAGGAUCUCCGAGAAGUUCCCCUCUAAGCCCAAUAUUUUGGACGCCGCCAAACCCCAGCCUCUGCCCACAGUCCGAUGGAAGCCCCUUAUACAUUCACCAUCUCGUACUCCAGUGCUGGUUGGCUCAGAAGAGUUCGACAAGUGUCUGAACAACGACCGAUUUUCUCACGAGGAGUACAGCAAUGGUGCCUUGUCAGUGCUUCAGUACCCCUAUGAUAACGGUUACUACCCGUACAGCCCACGCUUCCGAGAGCGGCGGGAGGUGUCGGUGGGCACGUUGGCUGGCGGAGGUGAGGGGGGGUCCGGCAGGAGGAAGGACCCCGUGCUGCUGCUGCCCUGGUGGAAGGAGAUCGUGGGCACCAUCGUCUUCUGCAUCGCCGCCACCACCUACAUCGUCCGCAAGUUCUUCCACCCCACCAGCACGCAAGCACGGCAGAGGAAGGAGUCAGAGACUCAGUGUCAGACUGACAGCAAGUUUGAUGUUGAGGAACCAGAACCCAAAGAGGUGGUUGUCACGGAAACACGCCCGAGUGAAUACAUAUCCAGGUACCUGACUGACUUUGAGCCCCUUCAGUGCCUGGGACGAGGUGGGUUUGGGGUUGUGUUUGAAGCUCGGAACAAAGUGGACGACUGUCACUAUGCCAUCAAGAGGAUCAGACUCCCCAACAGGGAGGUGGCGCGUGAGAAGGUGAUGCGGGAGGUGAAGGCUCUGGCGAAGCUAGAGCACCCGGGCAUCAUCCGCUACUUUAACGCCUGGCAGGAGAGCCCACCUCAGGGCUGGCAGGAGGAGAUGGACACACGCUGGCUCAAAGACGCAAGUGUUGCCGAGAUCACGCUUAAGCCUGAACACCUGGAGCCGGUGUCUGUGAAGGUUCCGGUGUGGAGCUCGGAGCGCUCCGACCCGCUGUGCGUUCUGGAUUGGCUGCGACUUGCUCGAGGCUGUGCCCGCCCCGCUCCAUCUCCAUCCCCAUGGGCGCCGGGCUGGCUGGCGACUGCACCUCUUCCUUCUCGACAUCGCCUCUCUAAGACUGGCUGCCACGACAACCGCGAGGAGGACGAGGAGGAGGAAUCUGAACACCACGCCGUUAGCGCGCCAGCGGACUCCACAACCACGCUCCAUGACAAGGCAGCGUCGUCCGGCCAGCACACCCCCAGCUGCCCAGCCUCCACCUCGCCCCCCCGGCCCUCCUCGCUGGCCCUCAGACCCUCCACACCCCCCUCAGCCGCCUGUCGCUCCUGGCCACCCUUGCACACCUGUCUAGUCACAGGCUUCAGCUUCAGGAGGAGGGAUUGCUGCGCUGGAAAUGCUGACCUCGUCUUUAUGUCUGUGUGUGUACAUGUCUCUGUGUGUGUGCAGGUCUACCUAUACAUCCAGAUGCAGCUGUGCCGUAAGGAGAACCUGAAGGACUGGAUGGGCCAGCGGGUGGCGCCAGAGCUGCGCGAGCACAGCGAGUGCCUCAACAUCUUCCUGCAGAUCGCCGAGGCCGUCGAGUUCCUGCACAGCAAGGGCCUCAUGCACCGAGACCUGAAGCCGUCCAAUAUCUUCUUCACCAUGGACGACGUGGUGAAGGUGGGCGACUUCGGGCUGGUGACGGCCAUGGACCAGGAGGAGGAGGACCAGGAGGAGAUGACCCUCACACCCAUGCCAAGCUACGCUCGCCACACGGGCCAGGUGGGCACCAAGCUCUACAUGAGCCCCGAACAGUUAUCAGGGAACUCGUACUCUCACAAGGUGGAUAUUUACUCUCUGGGCCUGAUCCUGUUUGAGCUCCUUUGUCCGUUCCGCACACAGAUGGAAAGGGUCCGGACUCUGACUGAUGUGAGAGCUCUACAGUUUCCUGUCUCUUUCACCAAGAACAACGUCCAAGAGGCGGACAUGGUGCGCUCCAUGCUGUCGCCCAACCCUGCAGCGCGUCCAGAAGCGUCCGACAUCACCGACGCGCCGCUCCUCAACGAGUUUGAGCUGCCCUAG
Messenger RNA from Alosa alosa (allis shad), 3394 nucleotides. RefSeq names its product eukaryotic translation initiation factor 2-alpha kinase 3 (gene eif2ak3). The transcript has 20 exons. Bases 251 to 3394 code for a protein of 1047 amino acids. Gene Ontology annotation, biological process: protein phosphorylation. NCBI's taxonomy places the organism in Eukaryota, Metazoa, Chordata, Actinopteri, Clupeiformes, Clupeidae. The record is from RefSeq and is a predicted model, not a curated record. Gene Ontology annotation, molecular function: ATP binding; protein binding; protein kinase activity.